AUGCCUGCAGACGAACAGCCUAUUGAGCCUCGUAAGAAGCGCGCAAAGAUCGUCAGUGCAUGUGGUGAAUGUCGACGCAAGAAAACAAAGUGUAAUGGCGAACAACCAUGUCGGAAUUGUCUAAAGUCGGGAGUUCCGUGUGUUUACCCGUCUUCCUCCCACAGCGACGACAGACGGAACGCACCCAGCAAAGCUGCGCUUGAAGCGAUUGAAGACCGACUAAAGACAAUUGAAGAUAUGUUAAAGACUAUCCUCCAAUCUCACCUUCCUGUCAACGAUCUUGAUCCUGUGGCACAACCGAUAUCCCAACCGCCACACUCAACACCCGCACGGCCGAGUACACCUCAUGAUCUCCGUCUCCCUUCAAUCCACAACCUCUCGGCAUCUUCGGCAUACUCCCAUCACCUGUCUGAUACUCACGAAAGCCGUGACCUGCCUCCACUAGGAUUGCAUGACUACCACCUCUAUCCCACUUCUUACAAGAGUCAAUCCUCAAAUUCCUGCAAAUCACAUUCAGAAACUGAAGAAUAUUCACUCCAACCAAUGAAGAAACGUAAACGAUAA
Molecule: messenger RNA, 564 nt
Organism: Phycomyces blakesleeanus NRRL 1555(-)
Lineage: Eukaryota; Fungi; Mucoromycota; Mucoromycetes; Mucorales; Phycomycetaceae
Product: Zn(2)-C6 fungal-specific transcription factor
Exons: 2
Coding region: 1-564 (187 amino acids)
Biological process (GO): regulation of DNA-templated transcription
Molecular function (GO): zinc ion binding; DNA-binding transcription factor activity, RNA polymerase II-specific
Source: RefSeq, a predicted model, not a curated record